Cordyceps fumosorosea ARSEF 2679 is the source of this 1683-nucleotide messenger RNA. RefSeq names its product General substrate transporter. Gene Ontology annotation, biological process: transmembrane transport; carbohydrate transport. The coding region runs from base 1 to 1683 and encodes 560 amino acids. The record is from RefSeq and is a predicted model, not a curated record. Gene Ontology annotation, molecular function: carbohydrate:proton symporter activity. Gene Ontology annotation, cellular component: membrane. Lineage: Eukaryota; Fungi; Ascomycota; Sordariomycetes; Hypocreales; Cordycipitaceae. The transcript has 3 exons.
AUGCAGCAGCGGCAGCUAAACCCGGGGAGCAUUGCUCGUCUGACGACGCCCGCCGCCAUCUUCUCGCUCGCCCUUGUCUUCUUCUCCGCCUUCAACUACGGCUUCAGCGACCAGUCCUUCGCGUCGACGCAGGCUACCACAGCCUUCACCCGCCAGUUCGGCGAGUACAACGCAAAGACGCACAAGUAUGCGCUGACGACGGUCUACCUGAGCCUGCUCAACAGCAUCAAGGCCGGCACGCAGCUGGUGGGCGUCUUCAUCGGUAGCUGGAUCAGCAACCGGUAUGGUCGGCGGGCAUGCAUCUGCGCCAUGAGCGUGUAUGCUCUGGGGAGUACGGCCGUCAUCGUCUCAUCAUCAGGCCGCGCGCAGAUGCUGGUCGGUAGAAGCAUUCACUACAUUUAUCUGGGUAUGCAGCUAUCUGUCAUCCCUACCUUCUUGGCCGAGAUUUCUCCUCCCCGGCUGCGUGGAACCGCUGGCGCCUCUUACUGGCUCGCCAUCAAGUUUGGCGGUCUCAUUGUCACGUCUAUUGUACGAGGCACCUCGACCAUCAAAGGAAAUGCCUCCUGGCGCAUUCCCAUUAGCUUGAUUCUCGUCAUACCGGCAUUCAUCAUCCCUCUAGUGUGGUUUAUCCCAGAGUCUCCUCGAUGGCUGCUUCUUCGCGGCAAGCGAGACGCUGCGCUGGCUUCCCUCACACGUCUGCGACAGUCUCGCGCCGACCGCGCGGCACAACUGCCCCCCUCAGAGCCCGUCAUCCAAGAGCUCGACGAUCUUUCUGAUGCCAUUGAGCGCCUGCGUCGAGAAACAGCCGAAUCGCACCCCAACCACAAAGGCUCGCGCUCCAUCGCCGCAGGAUUCCACCUCCGACAGUUCUUCGCCAUGUUCUCACGCAGGCACUGCCAGUGCACCGCAGUCUGCGUCGGGCUCCUCUUCUUCCAGCAAUCCACUGGCCAGUCGUUUGCAUCCCAGUACGGCACGCUCUUCGUCAAGGCUCUGCACACCAUCAACCCGUUUAGCGUGGCGCUCGGCAUCAACGCCAUUGACAUUGGCGCCAUCCUGAUCUGCAUGGCCCUCGUCGACCGAGUCGGUCGCCGCAGCCUGCUCGUCGCAUCGGCUUUGCUGCAAACCGCCUCUUUGAUGAUCAUGGGCGGCCUCGGCGUGGUCGCGCAUGCUUCCGACACAGCGCAAGGCGCGGCGUCCGCGUCGGCAGGCGCCAAGGCCGGCAUCGUCGCCAUGCUGAUGCUCUACUCCUUUGGAUGGAGUUUCGGGUACGCACCCUUGGCCUACGUCGUGGCUGCCGAGCUGCCUUCCCCAUUCUUGCGUGAAUACACGCUGCGGCUGGCAUACUCUGUCAAGCUCAUCAUGGAGUUUGUCAUCUCGUUCACGUAUCCGUACCUGGAGGACGUGAACAAGGGCAAUCUUGGCGGAAGACUGGGCUUCAUCUAUGGAUCACUAGCCUUCCUAGCGCUCCUAUUUAGUAUCUUUGCGGUUCCCGAGACAAAGCAUAUUGAGCUGGAAGAUAUGGCCAUCGUUUUUGAGAAACAUCAGCUUCGACAUGGCAAGCUUGCUCCAGCCGGCUCUGACACGGUCCCAGGUGACAAGGACGUGAUAUUCAAGGAAAAUGACAGCGCCACGGCUGAAGAGAAGAGCGACAGUAUAGAACCAGUGCCGAUAUCUUCAAAGUAA